This is a messenger RNA of Sphaeramia orbicularis (orbiculate cardinalfish), 935 nucleotides long. RefSeq names its product basic transcription factor 3-like 4 (gene btf3l4). The coding region runs from base 115 to 591 and encodes 158 amino acids. The transcript is spliced from 6 exons. Lineage: Eukaryota; Metazoa; Chordata; Actinopteri; Kurtiformes; Apogonidae. The record is from RefSeq and is a predicted model, not a curated record.
GGUUCAUGAGAUACGAAGAAGACGCAGCUCCAUAUGGUGCGUGACGUAACCUUUCCUCACAACCUCCAUCUUUCACUACCGCAUGCCUCUGUGGAUAUUUGAGCAGGUCAGAACAUGAAUCAAGAAAAACUCGCAAAACUUCAAGCCCAGGUCCGGAUAGGAGGAAAGGGCUCUGCACGCAGGAAGAAGAAGGUAGUCCACAGAACCGCAACAGCUGAUGACAAAAAGCUUCAGAGUUCACUAAAGAAAUUGGCUGUCAACAACAUCGCUGGAAUUGAAGAGGUGAACAUGAUUAAAGACGAUGGGACUGUGAUCCACUUUAACAACCCCAAAGUGCAGGCCUCUCUGUCUGCGAACACCUUCGCCAUCACAGGCCACGCUGAGACCAAGCAGCUGACGGAGAUGCUCCCGGGCAUCCUCAGUCAGCUGGGGGCCGACAGCCUCAGCAGCCUGCGCAAACUGGCCGAACAGUUUCCCCGGCAAGCUCUCGACAGUAAGGCUCCAAAGGCAGAGGACAUUGAGGAAGAGGAUGAUGAUGUUCCUGAUCUGGUGGAGAACUUCGAUGAAGCAUCGAAGAAUGAGGCGAACUGACACAUGUGACGUUCAUGUGCACAUGGAGUGGACUGCAAUGAAAAGAAGAAAACCUUCUCUGGUCGUUUUUAAGUCUAGUUAUCCAGACAUAUCAGACACUUACCCCCCCCCCCCCCCCCCCCCUCCACAAAAUCCAGAGACUUUUUAUUCUAUUUCUCAAUUGCCCACGGAUGUCCGAGUCAGACUGGCUUGUGCACUUUGUAAAAAAGAAAAACAGAAAAAAGUAUCCCUUCUGGUAAACGGUUAACUCCCUUCACCUCAUCAUGGUCAGGAUUACAGUGCUUCAUUAAAGCUAGUCUUAAGACUGUUUUUGUUUAUGAAACAAAUAAACGUCAUUAACAUUU